This is a messenger RNA of Metarhizium acridum CQMa 102, 990 nucleotides long. NCBI's taxonomy places the organism in Eukaryota, Fungi, Ascomycota, Sordariomycetes, Hypocreales, Clavicipitaceae. The record is from RefSeq and is a predicted model, not a curated record.
AUGGACCGCCAUAUGUCACCUCUUCUGCCACAUUUUGAGUUUCCCAGAAUUACAACUCCUCCACCUCCACCAGCAUACUGCGCAGAACGUUCUGAAGACCGUCUUCAAUUGUCUCUUCAACGUAGUUACUCUUCUAUAUCGUUUCACGUUCCUCGAAGACAUCCUGUUGACGCCUCUCUAUCCGUCACUCCAGAAGAGCUUCCUCCGCAAAUUCCGGCCAAGUCUAGAUAUCGAGUCCGAGCUUAUACCGCUCCUGAGGUAGAAGCUAUCAAGGAGCGCGUAGCAAGUGCCUUGAUUGAAGUUGAUAUACUGCAAAAGCAAAUCGACGACGUCAUCGAAAGACAAAGCAUCUGCGUCAACAGUCGUCCAUCAACCGCGCAUUCGAUAGCCCGCGCACAUGACCUAGAACCUAUGCCAUCUAUUCCGGCUCUGCCGCCGGCGGCCCCGUCAUUUGCUGAGCGCCUGAAUGCUGAUGUAGAGCGACCUCAAACUGCACCAAGUAAGACGUCAGUCAACGCGACGCUGGGUCACAGGAAGACGACGCCUGAGGACAAUUUUAGGGUUACCAUGAAGCAGAACCAAGCCAUGUGUGAGAGCCAGGUUCUGCCGCCGCCACUACCACUUGUCCUUCGACCGCCAUUGCGGAAAAAGAAAUCCUUUUCGCGUGUGUCCACCUGGCUCUUCCCCGGUCAGGACCAAGGCAAAACCGUAGGUUUUGAUGCCGUUACGAACAAGCCGGGGCCGGUUAAGAACAAAGGAGGAUUCUAUCAAAUUGUUUCUUCCGACAACACAGUAGGGCAACGAAGCUGCGAGUCGAUUGAUAGUAUAUCAACCUGGCAAACCAGGGAUGAACAGCACACGACUCCAUCAUCGCGCCAAAGCACGCCGGCGUCAAAGCAUGAAGAACACCCUGAAAUAGCACGGAGAGGAACAUUUGGCAAAAACGAUGCCAGAAUUGGAAAGCCGCCCGUUGGCGUCGUUGCAUGGUGA